This is a messenger RNA of Corythoichthys intestinalis (scribbled pipefish), 5220 nucleotides long. RefSeq names its product coiled-coil domain-containing protein 9-like. The record is from RefSeq and is a predicted model, not a curated record. NCBI's taxonomy places the organism in Eukaryota, Metazoa, Chordata, Actinopteri, Syngnathiformes, Syngnathidae. The coding region runs from base 590 to 2695 and encodes 701 amino acids. The transcript is spliced from 15 exons.
UUUUUUUCGCUGCACGUCCUACGUUUCGGCGCUCUUUCGGUUCGUCUGGUGCGCAUUGUGUCAUGGCUUGUCGUGCUUACGUUACGUCCAAGUCAGACAUUCGUCGUAAAAAGCGAGCGGGAAGCCUCGUUCGGUUAACUUUGUCCUUCUUAAAUAUGCACUUGCUUUAGUUGUGUUUGUAUUUGUUUUAAUUGUGUAUUUUGCGACCCAUAUUCGCCCUACUUUAGCUCGCUGGCGGCGUAUCCCCAUGAAGGAUUUGCUUCCACGCAUGCGCCAAAACCGCUAACCUGUCUGUUGACCUCACCUGGGUUUAGAUUAGUUUAAUUUGAGCUAAAAUAGCGACACGUGGACUCGCCACGUUCAUUAAAAUGCAGACAACGUGACUGUUGCGUCUGUACUGAACGUCAUUCAUGGCUAUAUGAGUGAAUGUAGGUGGUGUUGUGGCUACUGGAAGGAAGUGAAGUCUUGUUUGUUGUCCCAUGUGUAUACAUUUCAGGCCAUUGCACAUUGAAUUUUCAGAUGAAACUACAGUGCAUCACAAAACAAAGCAUUCAGCCCACAGCUCGUGCAUGACAAGACGGAAGAAGUCAUGUCUUCAACAGUGGACCUCAAGACCAAGGAGGAGAAGGACGCUGAGUUGGACCGAAGGAUUGAAGCACUGAGGAAGAAGAAUGAAGCUCUGGUCAAGCGCUAUCAAGAAAUCGAAGAGGAUAAGAAAAAGGCAGAACAGGAGGGAAUUGCCAUCACCACACCACGGAAACCCCGCGCCCAUGAGCCGGCGGAGACUGGAGACCGUAGAAGGAUGGAGAAAGAAAACUUCACAAUCACGGUGGACGUCUCCAAGUCGCCUGUGGGGGGAGACAAGCGCGUAGUGGACGACUGGAAGCCCGCCACACCCCGCGGGCGGAGGGCGUCGGAGGAAGGUGAUACCACCCGAGGACCCACCGACAACCGCAGUCCCCCAAGGAGGACUGGCUCUGGGCGUAUGGCGAGGGGCGGGACGCCCAGAGGAGGAGGUGGGAGCCGCCAGGAGAGGAGAAUACGGGAACCACGUACGCCCAGAGAUGGAGAGCAGGGUGAAACGGGGGGGCGGCGAGGAGGCAGGAGGGGAAGAGGAGGAGGGGGACCAGGAAGAGGAGGAGGAGAUGCAGAAGGGACACCAGGCGGCGUGGACAGGAAGUCCAAAGAAUGGGAGGAGAAGAGACGACAAAACAUUGAAAAAAUGAACGAGGAAAUGGAGAGAAUAGCGGAGUAUGAACGAGGACAGCGGGCUGACGGCGAUAAGCCCCUCCGCAACUUCCUGGACGACCCGCGUCGCUCCGGCCCGGCUCUCGACACUGACCGCAAGGAGGGCAGCCGCAGACAUGUCCGCAACUGGGGCGGGCUAGACUUUGAUAACGUCAAGACUGGCGGCGAUCUGGAGAAAGAGUGGACUAGUCGACGACCCGGCCCAAAAGGCUCAAUGGACAUGACCAUGUCCAUGACAGGCCGCGAGCGAGCGGAGUACUUGCGUUGGAAGAAGGAGCGCCAACAAAUCGACGAGGAGCGACUGGCACGUCAUCGCAACGCCACCGGACAGUGGAGGCGGGAGUGGGACAUGCAGAAAACCGACAACAUGUUCAAGGAGGAAGCGAAUGUGGCGGCAGAGGGCAGCACACCAGAACAGGGUGGCAGGAGAGACGAUGGCAAGCGACCCCCCAAAGUGCCCACAUUCGGUGACUUCCUUUCCCAGGGCAGGUCCCAGGGGCUCCGUGGGGAGCGGAACAGAGGGAAGGGCAGAGGAGGGAAACCCAGCUACAGUAUGCAUGACAACCGCUGGGAAGGCGAGAAAGAAGACGAGGAGAAGGAGAAGAAAGACAAACCUAAGCGAGAAAAGAAGAACACGGUCAUACCGGAACCAGAGCAGAAGGUGGAGGAGAUGGAAGAUGAAGACCAAGUGGAAGAUGACGAGCAAGACGACGACCAGUGGGAAGACGCCAGCGAGGGUGAGGAGGAAGUGUCUGACGAAGAAUGCAAGAAAGAUGACGGGAAAGAGGAGGUCGGCGAAGACGGCUCCCCUGCCGAAAGCCCCCUUGAAAAGCGUACCCCGAGACCCAGGGUGCACAUCCCCUCACCCCAGCCGGCCUCGCAGAAUCCCCUGGAGGCGGGGAAGCCCGUCAGCCCCUUCCAGCUUCCAGAUGGACACCAACCUGUGUCAGACUGGGGGGAAGAGAUGGAGAUGCUUUCGCCAAGGAGUAGCAUGGGAGGGGAAAGCCCCCUGAAAUCCCAAAGUUCUGAGAGCAGUCCCCCACAGAAGAAAGAGCAAGAACAGACAGUCAAACGCAUUGAGCAAGACAAAGUCUCUUCAGUCACCCCGGUGGGUUCGUCACCUCCAGGAGCGACAGAAGUCCUCGCGUCAGAAGCAGACUCCGUUCCCGCAGACACAUCAAUAGAGCCGCUGCCUCAACUGGCUCCGUCCGACAUGCCUGACGUCACCAAACAUGAGCAAGAUGCGGCCAGCGCGCGAGGCAAAGCUGAUAGUCCAUCACCGGCAACACCCACUGUCCUGGUGAGCGAGGCCACUGACGAAGGAAGCACAACUGAAGCAAAAAGGGGGAAAGACGACCGUGAUGAAAACAACUGUAACGCGUGCGACGUAAAAACUGAUGUUGCUACCACAUCGGAGGGGUCAUCGGAACAGCCCAUCGCAGACUGAAUUCGACAAUGUUGGAGCGAUGUCCCCCCAAAAUAGGGCGGAAGAUACCUUGCAGCAAGGAUUUUCACACUGUCUGACUGCAGAGAAGGUUGUCUCAUCGCUGUUUAGAUCUUUCUCACUUGUUUUCCCCUAUGUCAGAGGGGAAAGAAUCAACAAAAGGAGCUGCUGGAAUCAGCUGAAGCCACGCCCUCUUCACAUGAAGUCAACCAAUUACAAGGCUGCAGUGAGUUUUUACUCUUUUGUAUGCCUUAGUUCUUUUAAGACACUUUUGUACUACUUUUUAUCGCUGAGGGAGAAAGUAUUAUAACUGUCUGACUUAUGACUGCUGUAUAGUCAUACGUACAUUUUAAAUGAAAGAAAAAGACUUAUGAAUCGUACCGUCCUGAAAAUUGUAUGUUUACCGCAAAAUCCAUAUUAUUGUAUAAAUUGCCACUCGGAGUAGAUCAUGUAAAGUGGGCAGGAAAAUUAGGGAUGUCCCGAUCUGAUCCGUGAUUGGAAAUCGGGCCGAUUGCACCAUUUUUCAGAGGAUCGGAACCAGGUGAAAAGGAUCGGGUUUUUAAUUGUAAAAGUGUAUUUGUUUUUUUGCUGUUUUUUUGUCAGCAGUGCAGCUGGAGUUGGCUAGUUAACCUUUUAACACCUGAGCCUAUUUUGUCUGAAUUUGCAUGCCUUCAAUGUUGCCUUUAUAUUUCAAAGGAAAAAUUGUUCACAUUGGCCAGACACCUUAACCUUCAUAUCCAAACUGUCGUUUUCUUCACCGACCAAUUAUAAUCAACAUUUUGGAUUCAAAAAGUAAAUAAAAAUUUUAAAAAAUCCCAAAAUUUUUUGGUCAAAAUUUGUAAUACUGAUGUCCCAUUGACAACCAAACAUGCUCAACGAAACAUUUUGAAGCUUAAUAAUAUUUAUUUAACUUGUUAGGAUAAACAUUCAAAAGAGAAAAAUGAGACCGAAACGUUUUAUAUUUGAAAAUUCAACAGAAACAGCAGGUAUGGUCAUCUGCGUUUUUGUUCUUUCGACAUAUUAUGGUCAAAACAGGUUAUAUACAGUUGACCAACAUUGUAAAAUAGUGAAUACAUACAGUAUAUGGCGGAAAACACAGACAAGGCUGAAAAAGCAGUUUCUGCUCUUGCACCACUCUUUAAAACUGCUGUAUUUUAAGCCAAAAGAACUGCCGUGUUUGAUAGAAAAAUAUGUCUAGAUGUUGCCAUAGCAGUUUUAUGGCGCAUUAAGCCCCCCCAAACUAUUUUUAAUUUGUCCGUUUUAGCCUGAAGACCCCCGUUUACAGACACCGCGCAACCGCUUUGUUUCAACCCAGCCAUAAAAAGAAGCUAAGUAAUAAUAUUUACCAUUCGAAAUGCCUGUCAUUUUAGCUUAGAAUCAUUAAUUGAUGUCUGAUAUUGUUUAAAAAAAAAAAAAAAAAAAAAGACUUUACAAAAUUGAUUCACUUUCAUAUUUUAAACUUUUAAACAAAUUACGUCACAAUGAAAAAAAAAGUGUCUGCAAAUCAGUAACGGAUCUCUACCUUAUAACCAGGGGUGCACAUAUUUUUUUUGCCUAGGUUCUCGGAGGAAGACCUGGAGAUGUGACUUGUCCCUCACUGAGCUUGAGAGCCAACCCGCCUGAUGCGAUAAAAUUAUGACAAGCUUUACUUAGAGCCAAUUACCUUAAAUUAAUUAUAUAAACAAUUAACGCUUGAUUAACAUCAACUGGCACAACAAAAUUGCCAUUACUUUGAAGUGAAAUGUAAAGAAAUAAACAUAAAAGCACUAAUUCAAAAUAAAGGGCAUUCAUAUGCGGCUCCCACAUUAACUCAAAGCCUUUGUAAAAGUGGGAUGUCCUCCUCAUAAGAGCUCAUUGAACGUGCAUGUUUAGCUUUGUGAAAUGCGAGCAAAAACACGUUUGUCAGUGCAUGGCGCUGUUCUUCAAUAACCUUUUCCCGCCACUUGUCCAUAGGGCGAGUGGGGUCCUGUCUGACAUCGAUAGUUUGCUUAAUUGCCUUAAUUUCGUGCUUUUCAAAGUUUGGAUGGCUAAAAUUCUUUGACCCUACAAAAAAAUGCGCUGCUCUUAUUAACGACAUUGGGAUUCUCACGGCAAAUGUUGCACCACAUUUCCGUGCGAGCAUCACUUGCUUCUAGCCAUGGUACCUCCUGCAGCCACUUUUCAGCAAGUCCUUUUUUCCGGUACCUCCGGUGACGUCUCUGUCGUCUGUCCGUCUUUUGACGGGAGCAGGGGAACACGGAAAUAAUUACUCAGUGGGGCCUGCCUCUUUGACAUUUUGAGAAGUGAUUUUCUCGUGUCCGCCGCAAAUACAGUGGUCAGCCAUCGGUACGCAAAAGCGUGUGGAAGCCGUCGAGGGCCAGCGCGUUUGUCUGCGUCCACUUAUGUGCACCCCUGCUUAUAACUAUCGCUUAAUUGUAUUUUUUUGUUACUGUUGUUACUGUAUUUUAGAUGAUAAAUAAUCCAUCCAAGCAAAAAAAAAUUUGGGGGAAAAAAGGGUAAAUACAGUGGGGCAAAUAAGUAUUUAGUCA